UAAACAAAAGUCAAUUGAAGUAAUACUGGUAACAAAAAUAAUAUGUCUGCCUGGAAGUGUCAGGAACUCCGUAAAAAAUUACCGUGAUUUUACUCAAAAACUAUAAGAUAACUAAGAUUUUAAAAAACAACAAAUAACGGAGUGUCUCUUAACUCCUACGAUGAAGAGCUUCUAAAAGCAAAUACGAGCUAUGGCAACAAAAGAGGUCUAUUGUUUCACUGUUUAAUUAAAUAUUUUUGGCGUGUGUCAUUUGUGUUAAGUUGUUUGAGUAUUGUGAAAGUUGUUUUUAAAAGCACAAGUUAAAACGUUUUGUAUAUUUCUGUUAAAUAGUUUUAAAAAUAUUUCCAGUACAGAUCUUACGACGUUAAAUAUCAAUUAAAUUUAACCGUUCACGUUAUACUUGGUUUGGAAAAGUAAAUUCAUUGUUAUACAGAACAGAAAGCCAUAUAUUGCAUUUGCUUCAAAUAAAGGCUGUCUGAUAAUAAGUGUAGUGAAAAAUAAUAACACCGAACAAUUUCGGUCUGGAAAAUACUCGAUUGAUUGUGCUAAUUUUUUGCAAGUUUCUGUAAUAAAAUGGCUUUAUCAAAAGUUGAGCUUGCUGCGUUGUUGGAAUGCAAGAUUUGUUUGGACACCUAUCAUGAGCCUAAACAACUGAACUGCGGGCACACUUAUUGUCAAGGUUGUCUGGAUGGUAUUUUAGUAUUUAUGGAAGAUGGGAGUGCUGAACUGCCUUGUCCAGUGAGGUGUACUAAAAAGACAAUAAUUACUCAGGAACAAACAACAUCCUCGUUAGUUAAGGUGUUCACAUUAACUGGCAUUUUGGAAAAAGUUUCACCUGGUGAAAAUGUUAAAUCUUUAUGUCAGCAAAGUAAAGAAUGUAACCAGAUAAUCAACUAUUCCUGUACAACAUGCAGUUUAAAGAUCUGUAAAAAAUGUCAAAACCUUCAUUCUUGUUCCAACAAAUCAUAUAUCAAUGUCAUUUUCAAUCAAAAACUGCAAGAACUCCAACCAUUUUGUAAGCAACACGACUCGCUUGCAAAAUUUGUCUGUAUUGAUUGUGAAAAUUUGUUAACAUGUGUAUAUUGCGCACACAGACAACAUAAGAAUCACAGAAUAAAAACGAUUGAUGAUUUUGGACUGGAAGCCAAAAAGUGGUUCCAAGCGUUUAUCAGCUCAUUCGAUGAAACAAAAGUGGUGUUGAAAAAUUUAACAAGAAAAUACAGUGACGCUCUAACAAAUUUAGAGAAAGAAAGAGAAGUAUUUGUUCAAAAAUUAAAAGAAAGAAAGUUAAUACGACUAGAAGAAUAUCUCAAAAUGUUAAAUAAAGAAGAAGAAGAUCUAUUGCGGAUAUUCGAUGAGAAAUCUGAAGAAUUUAAAGCAAAAUUGACUUGUGAUGGUUUUGUCGACAAUAAGAAAGUACAAGAAUUUACAGAAUACGUUCAAGCUUUUAAUUUAAAAUCUCAUUUUGAGUUAGUUACAGAAAAGUUGGAAAUUGAACGACAACUUCGCAGGCUAUCCUCGUUUCCAAGAACUAUCCCAACAUUCAAUUCACAUCUUCAUCAAAUGAACAAAGCAGAUAUUUUGUCAAAUCCAUUGGGCGAAAUGAAAAUUUCAAUUGAUGAAAUCACCACUGUUGGUGUAGAUCCCAAUGAAUGUUCUGUUUAUAGAAACUUGAUUGAUGAAGAUGAAACCCAACCCAACUAUUCACAAUUAACAACUGAUUUAAUGAAUUUAGUUGAAUUUAGUCUGAAAAAGUACGAGAAACCAAAUGUAAAUCCUCGUUCUGGAAAACAACAGCAGAAUGAUGUAAAGCCAAAAGGUUUCCAGCUUGCUAAGAAGAGUUACUCUUUCGAAGAACUCGAAAAUAUCAUUAUAAAUAGCGAUGUCAAGACAUUUCAAUCAAUUCUUAUUGAUCAUCCAAGUAUCGUUAAAAUGAAAGAUGUUUAUGAAACAACACUGUUGAUUAUAGCAGCAUAUCACAACAAUCCAUCAGUAGUGAAAUGUUUGAUUGAUGCUGGAAGUGAUGUGUAUGCUGUGAAUGAAAGUAAAUCGAAUGCAUAUCACUACAGUGCAUGUUAUGGUCAUCAUGAUGUUUUGAAACUUUUGAUUAAUCAUGACAUCACAAACAUUAACAAUGUAAACAUAAACAAUGACACACCAUUACAUCUUGCAUCUGCUUAUAAUUAUAUUGAUUGUGUGAAGUUGUUGUUGUCUAUACCACACAUCGAUGUCAAUAUACGAGACAAAUGGAACCAAACUGCUUAUGAUGGUACUCGUAAUAACACUAUCAAACGUUUAUUACAAGAACAUGAGAGAAAUUUCAAAAUAUGACUUCUUAAGAAGAAAAUGGUAUAAUUUAUCAAAUAGAAAAAAAAUUUAGCUGGGAUGUGCCAUCUUCACCAACAGAGGUGAGUAAGACACCUCAGUAGUUUGACAAAAAGAACGGAAUGCAGCUUGUAUCAGAAUAAACCCUUACAAAAAACAUUUCAAACAGAAUUUGUUUUAAGAAACACCACUGCCUCUUUCUGGACUUAUCGUCACAUCUUUUUCUUUAAUCAAGAACGUAAAAAGCACCAAACAAGUUUUCUUGAAAUGUAUAUAUCGCAAAUAUAUCAAACCAACCACUUUUAAAUGCCUCGUUUAGCAAUUUUACGACUAAAAUAUAUAGAACCUGAGACGAGGUUGUCGACCCUAAAUGACAAUUAUCUUGUAUCAACACGAAGAAUCGCAAAUACAUGACACUUGUCACAUUUAAA
Hydractinia symbiolongicarpus is the source of this 2756-nucleotide messenger RNA. RefSeq names its product E3 ubiquitin-protein ligase TRIM56-like. The coding region runs from base 574 to 2331 and encodes 585 amino acids. Lineage: Eukaryota; Metazoa; Cnidaria; Hydrozoa; Anthoathecata; Hydractiniidae. Gene Ontology annotation, molecular function: protein binding. The transcript has 6 exons. The record is from RefSeq and is a predicted model, not a curated record.